UUCCUUUUAAAAAAUCUCCGUUCGCUGUCUGGUGUGGUGGAUGUGGAUGUUCCUCUUCUGACAUUCUGACCUGGGUUUUUCAGUUUCUUCUAAUUAAUUUAUAUAUAUACGUAUAUAUUUAUACAUAUAAUACUCUUUAAUGUUCGUAUACAUAUAUAUGGAAUUUGGGUCAAUACAGCUAGAGUGCUGACGUUUAUAAGGUUUAAAUGAUUGGGGGAAUUGAUUUCAAGUUCAUAGCUGUCAGCCAUUCCGCGUUGUUUUUUCCUAUUUUUGACGAUUUCUUCGUUCUUGUUCUUUUUCCUAGUACAAUUGUCGGCUCCCCAGUUGUUAUCAGAUCUGCAUUUUGUUUUCAUAUUGUUUUCAAUUGAAUUCUUGUGGGUGUUUAGCAUUGUUGCAGAAUUCCGGGAUCUCGAAGUUCAGUUAACCUGUUCGCAAGUUUCCUCUAUACUAUCAUAUAAAUUCUUUCAUUUCGAUACAGUUUUGCUCUCAGAUUUCAUUUCUAUUAUACUUCUCGAAAUUUUGAAUGUGAUGAUUAAAAGUUGAAAAUUUGGGGGAAUUUCUGUAAAUUCAAACCGGAGAAGAAAGAGAUUUCCGAUUAUAAGUAUGGGGUCGAGGGUAGAGAGUCAUCAACAUCACCCUGAUUAUGUCUCUUUAGCUGCACUGAUGAGUAGAGAAUUGAAAAGUGAAAAAAUGGAGAAUCCAUCUGUGAGAUUCGGAUGUGCUGCUCAAUCGAGAAAAGGCGAAGAUUACUUCUUGAUGAAGACGGAUUGUCAGGGACUUGAUGAAAACCCUUCUUCGACUUUCUCUGUUUUUGGGAUUUUUGAUGGUCACAAUGGGGACGCUGCAGCAAUAUAUUCGAAAGAUCAUCUUUUUAAUCACGUCUUGGACGCCAUACCUCGUGGUCUUGGACGCCAUGAAUGGCUUCAGGCUUUACCUAGAGCUUUGGUCGCUGGUUUCGUCAAAACGGAUAAGCAAUUUCAAAGCAAAGGUCUAACAUCAGGAACAACUGCUACAUUCGUGAUUAUCGAUGAAUGGACAGUAACAGUUGCUUCGGUGGGAGACUCUCGUUGCAUUCUUGAUACCCCCGAUGGAGUUGUAUCUGUCUUAACCGUUGACCAUAGGCUUGAAGAAAACACCGAAGAAAGGGAACGUGUAACAGCAAGUGGAGGCGAAGUAGGGAGGCUCAACGUUAUCGGUGGCCCUGAGAUUGGACCCCUUCGUUGCUGGCCAGGUGGGUUAUGUCUUUCUAGAUCCAUCGGCGACAUGGAUGUCGGCGAAUUUAUCGUUCCGAUACCUCACGUGAAGCAAGUGAAGCUUUCGAAUCGUGGUGGAAGGCUUAUAAUCGCUUCAGAUGGUAUUUGGGAUGCUUUAUCGUCGGAAGCAGCCGCCGGAUCUUGCCGCCGUUUGCCGUCUGAACUUGCCGCUAGGCAAGUAGUGAAGGAAGCAUUAAGAACAAGGGGACUAAAAGACGAUACAACGUGCAUAGUUGUCGACAUAAUUCCGCCGGAUAAUUCACUCCCACCACCUUCUCCUCCGCGUAAACCACAGAGCAAGCUCAGAUCGAUGUUGCUACGAACCAAAUUCCGUGGUUCUGCUACUAAAUUAUCGAAGAAACUGUCGGCUGUAGGAAUCGUAGAGGAACUGUUUGAAGAAGGUUCAGCGAUGCUUGCAGAAAGAUUGGGGAAUGAUGAUAAGUCAAACACAUCUGGACUGUUCAUGUGUGCGGUGUGUCAAGUCGACGUAGCUGCAAGCGAAGGUGUUAUAUCAGUUCAUGCAAGCUCAAAACCAUGUCGACAGGGUCCUUUUCUCUGUGUUGCUUGUCGGGAUAAAAAAGAUGCAAUGGAAGGAAAACGACCUAGCGGAAUCAAAGUCAUUUAAUCUCAAAUCUUUUGUUGUUCUACACGAAAAUUCUUUUGUUUUUUGAUUGUUACUUAAUACUUAAUUCUAUAGGCCAUUAUAAGUGCAGAAAUCAUUAAUAAUAAUGUUUAUAAUGAGUUGUAUACCACUAAUUCCAUGUAUUUUUUAUUGUACUAAUU
Messenger RNA from Lactuca virosa, 2036 nucleotides. The record is from the annotation of a GenBank genome assembly. NCBI's taxonomy places the organism in Eukaryota, Viridiplantae, Streptophyta, Magnoliopsida, Asterales, Asteraceae.